Neoarthrinium moseri is the source of this 1431-nucleotide messenger RNA. RefSeq lists its product as uncharacterized. Bases 1 to 1431 code for a protein of 476 amino acids. The record is from RefSeq and is a predicted model, not a curated record. The transcript has a single exon. NCBI's taxonomy places the organism in Eukaryota, Fungi, Ascomycota, Sordariomycetes, Amphisphaeriales, Apiosporaceae.
AUGCUCGACGAAAACCUACCCAUCUUCUUCACCAGACCAUCGUCUGAUAACUCCCUCUCGACCCCGGUCUACUUUACCCAGAAUGGCUCCGAACCGCUGCCCGAGUAUGCCUACCGAAGACCAAAUCCGGCGGCGCCCGAGUCCAAGAACAAGUUCGCAGUCGCGCUGGCAGAUGCCACAAAUCAGGAUGUCAUAUACGGGGAGGUCCUGAUCGAGCCGGACUGGCAGCAACCCACGCUCUCCGCCGCAGAGAUAAGGGCACAAAACGGGGUGCCGCCGCCCCUGGUUCCCAUGAUUCCCGACAGCUUCACCAUCCAGCUGUACAACCCCGACCAGCAGAUCGUGGUAAAGGGAGAAAAGAGCACAUGGACUGGCAAGGAGUCAUGGGAGUUUGAAAUACCACAGCAAAGCUUCAAGCCGCCCUCGACCUCCAAACUGGACCAAGAACAACAGACGGAGCCGCUCGGCAGCAUCUUGACCCCCAAGGUCAUGUUCAGGUGGAAGAGGGACAGCAAGUUCUCCAAGGAUAUGACAUGUUACAUGACAGGGACGGCAUUAGGGAAGCAGAAGAACAAGGAUCCCGAUAUCACAGUCGCCAUGUUCAGGCAGGGGAGGAAUCCGGGCCUGACCAUCUACGAGCCGAAUCUGAACAGGGUCGAGGUGGAGGAUCGCAAGGGCUUCGAGGUCGCGCUGCUGCUGGGCGCUGAAGCCAUCCGCGAGAUCUACUUGUUCCCCAACCGUGAGUCGUUCAACCUCGCCGGUGCUCCGCCCAACAAGCGCAAGAACUCUCGCCCCCUACCCGGUGGAACCCCGCCGAAGACGUCCUCCCCUGUCAACAACCCCUAUGCCAUGAGCGGAGGCCUGGGCAACGCUCCCCCAGCUCAGGCAGCGUCAGCAAUCCCCGCGAAGUCAAGUUCAACACCAGCGGGCCGGAACCAGGCGGACGUUGAUGCCGAGACGAAGAGGCUACAGGCGCUGGUCCAGAAGGAAGAGCGCGAGCGUGAGAGGCGGGACAAGGAGGAGCAGAAGCGCAUUAAGAGGAUGCUCGACGAAGAGGAAAAGGAGCGCCAGCGCCAGCAGGCCGAGGUCGCCAAGGAGACGGAGCGUCUCAAGAGGGAGUACGGCAUGGCCGGCCAGGACUACGAAGCCAGCCGACCGAACCUGCCACCGCGGCCAUCCGGCCAGGCCAACGGGCGCCAUCCUCAAGCCUCGCUCCAGCCACCCGGCGCUCUGAACCCCCCUCCCAGACCCGUGAGCGCUGGGCCUUCACAUUCCUUUAGCAACUGGUUCCACGGGCCUGGCGUUGGACCUGCAGGGCCGCCGCCCCAGCCUCAUGUAACAUUCCAGCAGCCUCAAUCAAGUUCGGGCAGGAGGAGGGGGGAGAGCGACGGAGGAAACAAGAUACAGAAGAAGCGUAGUGUGUUCUUCUGA